Messenger RNA from Octopus bimaculoides (California two-spot octopus), 736 nucleotides. RefSeq lists its product as uncharacterized. The record is from RefSeq and is a predicted model, not a curated record. Lineage: Eukaryota; Metazoa; Mollusca; Cephalopoda; Octopoda; Octopodidae.
AUGCAGACAAAUGAUGUUCUUCUCCAUUUCUCCUUCAUUCAGAGAAACUGCACAUGGAAUUACGUGAAUGGUAAUGAAACAUCAAAGAAUCUAUCAGUGAAUACAAAUGUUAAUUCAUACAGUUUUGCUGUGUCAGCAGAAAAUGAAGAAGGAUCUAGUGGAUUGAUUUGGUCGCCAUGUCUAUUCAUUUUAAAAAAACCUGAAAACCCUGUAGAGUUUAGACUUAAUGCUAAAGACAGCACUCUUAUUGUAGAAUGGGACCAUUAUAACUGCUACAUUGAGAAAGCCUAUGUUACUAAUUAUGUAGUAUCUUACUGUGUUUCUUUUAAUAAAACAAAAUGUGAAGGUAAAAUCCAAGAGAAGCAUAUAUCAAAGAAGGAAAAGAAAUACGUAAUUGAUGAUUUAUCCAAAAAUAAAUAUUUAGUAUGGGUGAAAUCUUCGACAAGUAUAGGUGAUGGUCCUGUGAUGACUCAGGAAAUCCAAGUGGAUGGAAAAACCUUUGCCAGCAGUGUCGUUUUGAGCAUUAUCGGCUCUCUAGUUAUUAUACUGAUUAUUUUGGUGGUUGUGUUUUCCUAUGUGAAACGGUCCAAAAAGUCUGUUGAUAAGAUGCCAUUUGAAUAUCCUGUAAGUUAAUUUACUUUUACUUUCCUGUACUUUUUUAUUUGCUGCUGCUGCUGCUAUAUAAUUAUAAGUUAUUUAAUCAUUACUUUGGAUUUUAAUGUCUAUGGGAGUGCAG